Molecule: messenger RNA, 1040 nt
Organism: Homalodisca vitripennis (glassy-winged sharpshooter)
Lineage: Eukaryota; Metazoa; Arthropoda; Insecta; Hemiptera; Cicadellidae
Product: astacin-like metalloprotease toxin 2
Exons: 6
Coding region: 87-989 (300 amino acids)
Biological process (GO): proteolysis
Molecular function (GO): metalloendopeptidase activity; zinc ion binding
Source: RefSeq, a predicted model, not a curated record
GCACAACUUGUUCUUAAUGAGGCGAGUUAUUAAUCACUUUAAACUGGUUUCUUUAAUAAUCGCUGUUUCUUGUAAACUAGAACAAUAUGAGAAUCCUUGCCGUAGUACUUUUAAUUUAUGUCUUUACAUCAGAUAUUCCCAUCGCAAUACUGGGAGCAAAUGCACAACAGGUGAUCAAUCCGUUUGGAUGGGACGACACUUUCUUUUAUUCCUGGUUUAAAAACUCAUCUUGGCCCUAUGGAGUGAUAUUUUACGACCUAGACCCUCAUCUUACUCCACACAUGUUACAUGCGAUCAACCAUGUGAUCAAAUAUCUCAACAGCCUGGACACGUGUGUACAGUGGCUACAACGCAAUCCGUACAGCUUUGACGACAACGUACAGUCUUGGAUCUCCUUCGUUCACUACAAGGAUUCACCCAAUGCAACCGUUUGUUCUUCGUUAUUGAACCGAAUCAACGGCCAACAGUUCAUCAAGAUAGGGACCUACUGCGCGGCCGAACGGCUACCGGCGCCCCUCGACCUGGAGAACACACUCCUGCACGAGAUGGGACACGCCAUGGGCCUUCUUCACGAACAUCAAAGGCCUGACAGAGAUUGUUACGUCUAUAUAUCACCAUUCCUAUUGAAUGCCAAAAGGAAAAACUUCAGAAGAAUACCCGGAAAAAGAUUUCCCUCUGGUUUCCCUUACGAUGUGGAUAGCAUAAUGCACUACGUUCCAGCAAACCUCAGAUUAUUCCAUUACCACGCAGAUUCUAUACGGAAACUUGGUCGAGUUGACGCCACGCUCUCGGUGCUAGAUAUACAUAAGCUGAAUCAUCUGUACUGUGGACGGAGAAGCUAUUGCGAAGAACACAAUUCUUGUAAUGGAUUCUACAACUUCGCCGUACAACAACCGCUAUGUUUUCGUCAAGGUCCGACGUACACCAAGCGACCCGAGGGACCAGUCCCAGUCUUCACUGAAGACGUGAGUUUAUACGAAGAAAUGUAAACUUCUCCUGCAACUUGCGAAAUAAACGUGGAACCGUUCUUCUCCCGUGAA